UGAUUUUAAAAACAUCGAAAUUUUUAACAUUUUUCUAUUAAAUCGCCAAUAUUAAACAAUGGCGCAUUCUGAGUGCGCCUUCAGUGAUACGGGCGAUAUUACAACAAACAAAGAAGCCAUACAAGGGCUUUGUCUAUCAAUGUGUCCACAGGAAGAAGUGGACAUGCGUGUGAGGGAGUCGAUGGUGCACGCGCUGGAGGCGGGCGGGCGGCUGGUGAAGCGCUACGGGCGCUCGGCGGCAGACCGCGACAUGGCGCGGCCGCGGCUGCUGCGCCCCUUCCCCGCGCUCCGCGACACUGUGGAGUACCUGCUGCUUGAAGUGACAUUUCGCACAGAUGUCCCAUUGGCUGUGGUGUAUGACUUUGUGAAUGACCGGCUGAGAGCAGUGAGACAGGACAUGAUCAUACAGCGCCUUCCACCACGAGAAUGUCAGGUCUUACUAGAGCCCAUGGUGCGGUUUUAUGUGUAUUUUGGAUACAGGCUUUGCGAACAUCCAAUGAGAGUGUAUGACCCUGUGCUAAACAAAAAAUACCUUCUAGAAUGUCUGCAGCUGAUUCUGAACUGCUAUGAUGAAAUCUAUGAUGAAGAGUUAGCAGCUGAUGUAUCAGAAUUAGGAAAUCAUGGAUCACUUGAUAAAAAAGUAACAAACGAAGAAGUUGACCAACUGGCUGCCACUAUAUGUGGAUUAGAGUUGAAAGAUCAAAGCAAAACAUCAGAAUAUACUAAACUAAGUUGUGACCGAGUCCUCAUGGAGAGUCUCUACAUUUUGUGCAACCUGGGGGACACGAACCCCUUGAUGAGAUAUCACCAGUUGCCUAAAGACUUACGGAGUCAUCGGACCUUGGCGCUGGCUUACGAAGUGGCCGUGGAGAAUAUGAGGGGCAACUAUGUCGCAGUUGUCAAACUGUCGACGAAAAUGUGCCCUCUCACUUUUUGCGCUUACAGCACAUAUCUGCCAGUGCUUCAGAAAAAAGCUCUGCUGGUCCUGAGCCACGCCUACAACAGCACGCAGCUGUCGGUGCCGUGCCAGGCGGUCCGCAAGUGGCUGUCGUACAACAGCGAUGCAGAUGUUUUAGAGGCAGUCAAGCAUUACGGCCUCAAAGUUACAGGAGAUAGCAUUCACUUCAGGAAAGCUGACUUCAAUAAAGAGGCUGCGGUUCUAAUAAAGAAAAACUUACAGAAAAAGAUGGAUUUAUCAAUUGUACGGCAUGUGUUCUCCUAUGAGACUACGAGUGUAUAAUGUGUACAAGAGAAUUUACCUUUCUAUACUUAAAUAUUAAUUAAUUAGCAAUAACUCAGAUCUCAUUUCGUUUAUAGUUAUUUAUAUUUUAUGUGUAUUUUAUAAUAGGUAUAAUGGACAUAAAAUAAAACAGUAGUUAUUAUAAAGGAA
Molecule: messenger RNA, 1390 nt
Organism: Plutella xylostella (diamondback moth)
Lineage: Eukaryota; Metazoa; Arthropoda; Insecta; Lepidoptera; Plutellidae
Product: SAC3 domain-containing protein 1
Biological process (GO): centrosome duplication; spindle assembly
Cellular component (GO): centrosome; spindle; nucleus
Source: RefSeq, a predicted model, not a curated record